This is a messenger RNA of Lottia gigantea (owl limpet), 441 nucleotides long. RefSeq lists its product as hypothetical. The coding region runs from base 1 to 441 and encodes 146 amino acids. The record is from RefSeq and is a predicted model, not a curated record. Lineage: Eukaryota; Metazoa; Mollusca; Gastropoda; Lottiidae. The transcript is spliced from 5 exons.
AUGCCGUACUUUAUGUUGUCUGGUAUGUCGUAUGCUGAUGCUGUUAAAACACCGUCUCCUGUUCGUACACCUCUAGAACAGAUUCACAAUAAUACUCAUUCUUUAAAUAGGAAUUCCCAAGUGACCCCAGAACAAUUUAAGAUAAAUCUAGAUACACCGAAAUAUAAACUUAGUGCUAAAUGUAAAGAAAGUCUGAAGAAAUUACGUCAAAAUAUGGAGAAAACAGAGUCUGAAUUUAAAAAUCGACGAAACAAACCAAAUUAUAUGUCAAUGACUAAGUCAUCUAGUAUCAGAAGUAAAUUACAGUUUAAUAGUGAUGAUACUGGUACUAUAACAACAGCUAGACGAGUACCAAUAAAUAGUAAAUCAUUGUUAACUAGUGGAAGAAUAUCAAAGAGUAAAUCAAUGUCUAGUCUUAAUAGAGGUGGAUGGCAGAUAUAA